Molecule: messenger RNA, 650 nt
Organism: Pocillopora verrucosa
Lineage: Eukaryota; Metazoa; Cnidaria; Anthozoa; Scleractinia; Pocilloporidae
Source: RefSeq, a predicted model, not a curated record
AAGGUAAUUUAUAAAGACGCCACUUAUCAACUGUGGAGCAGGUUUAGCAAGGAAGGAGAUGGUAUUAUGAAGAGGAAUCCCAACGAUGGCAAAGUGAGUUGCAACGGAAGAGAUCAAAAUAGUGAUCAUCAAAAUACUUAUAUGACUACUAAGGAUAAAACACAGAAGCCAGUAGACCAACCAUGCUUUGCCUUCCUAUUCGAAGAUAAAUUCGCAAUGAAAGGAAAUGGAGAAGGACAACCAAUCACAACCGUAGAAAUAGAUGCGAUUGAUGACAAUGACACGAGCGUGGUUUUUGAGCCCCAAUACCACGGGGGCUCCACGAUGCUCAAGCUUUAUGACACCGAUCUCUACGUGGGAUGCGACCGCAAUGGCCUUACAACUCUGAUGAAAAGUUUUGAUCAUACCAAUCCGAGUCCUAAGAUUCUUUUCCACGCUGAACGAGUGGCGCGUUAAUUUCAAAAGACAACUAGUGAGUCAUUGCUCUUUCUUCCUCGUGAAUUACGCAUUUAUGUAGCUAUUUCCAAGAAAGACAUAGAGGCAUACCUUGCGUAACAGAUAGACAAAUCUCACAUUCAAUUUGAUCAAGAGCCACGGGUUGAACAGCUCAUGUUUUCUUACUUUUAUUACUUUUAGUUUUUAGGUCAUUA